GACUGUUUAUCAAACUAUCAAUGAAUUCGACCGUUCUUCUCGGCAGGAUAUCAAUGAGUAAAUCGUCGCACAGUACACGGUCGAUGUCGAGAAACUGGCUCCGUUUCUUAGAAACGAUCUGAACAGCGCCGUCAGAACCUUUCUUCAUACGUAAGCUUCGAAUAACGAAUGUUUUCAAAAUAAUCGUUUGAUUUGAUCACGUUGACGCACCAUAUAAAUCGUUGUUAACGCGAUCGAACUGGCGAAAAACUCGCAACACGCAGAGAACGAAAGUCAACUUUUAACUCGCGACGGAACGGCGAAGUGAUAAUGUAAGUGACGAAAAUAGUAAUUAGAGCAGAGCGCAGGGUAAUGGUGCACACAAAACUGGUGCUAGAGUGACAACGAAUUCAACGGAGCGUCCUCUGUAAGUUGUCCUAAACGGUGCGAUUCCAACUGACGGUACGGGUGCGGCGUGUGCGGUGUCACGUAGGCACCUUGGGGGUAUUGUUCUGGAGUUCGUCCUGGGUUCUGGUAAUUCAGUGUUAAGAAUGUUACCGUUUGAUUUUGAUAUUGAGACCAAAUACCGGUAUGUGCGCUACCUCCAAUUCCUUGUGUAUUUCUGCAGUCGGAUAUAUCAGCUGAACUUUGAUAUUUGGGGACACCGGAAACUUAAUUUAGCAAUAGCAAUUUUAGCAUUUUUUUUUUUGGUUUAGAUUACCUUAUUGAAAAGAUGUAUCGACUCCAAAGAUCGUAGGUACCACUCGCACCGCAUGCAGCGCUACCAAUAAAGCAAAAUAAGCUCUCGCACGUGAAGCUACGGCAUAAACCAGUCUACACGCAACAGUAUAAUGGCCUUACUAUUGGUUCGUGGUCGCUUUCGAGUUUAUUUUUCACGAUAGUUAAUCUGGCGUUUUUAUUUAUUUUUACUUUGUGUAGGUAUUACGUAUAUAGUUAAGGUACGUCAUGACGUGCAAGUACCUACUAAUAAAAUAUUAAACAUAGGCUCUCCGCUGAGCUUCAGCUAUUUGUUGUUGUUUGUGCCAGGGACGAUGAUAGGUUGGUCCGCUCGACUCGUCACCUCACAGACGACUGAAGCCCGGCCCCCUGCCACCUCACGAUCGUAACGCCCGCUGAGCCGCGCUGUGAUUGGUCCGGGGCGCGUAUCGCGUCUUACGCCGCCCCGAGCUAAUGUCGCUCGCGUGUAAUCGUAUAAAAACGAGUGUUAUCGCUGUUGAUCGUUUACUCUGCGCCUGCACCCUGCUGCGGUAGCACGCUUUCUCUAGUCUCUUAUAACUUUUACAUACGACUACAGAAAUGCCUAUCGAUGCUACUGAUAGGAAGAAGAAAUACGCCAUGGACGGCGUAAACCUUCUCCUCGCUCAACACCUCGUCGACGUUGAGCUCUAUAAGCAAGGGCAACCGGACACCGGUAUAUCCAGCGAGGCCAUGUCGGCCGUCACGUCGUACAUCAACGAUUGCUACCAGCGCAUCGCCGCCGGAGCGUCUGGUCCAGCCCGCGGCAAGAAGAGACCGACCGUCGCCUCCGCCUCUAAGGCAGCGCAGGCCACGGUCAGAUCGCUGAUGGCCACCGACGAGCCCACCAAGCACGUCGCCAGAAAGAGCGCCAGAGCCGUCGCCAAGCCGAGUCACUCUGAGGUCAUAAACAAGGCCGUCAGGGAGAUGAAAUAUGGGACGGGCAAGGGGUCCUCCCUGGAUGCGAUCGAGACGUACAUCGGCGCGCAAUACAAGGUCGACGCCGAGACACUGGCUCCGCUGGCGACUUCGUCGGACGCGAAGCCUAACGCUUCUGCGGCCGGUGCUAAAAGAAAAGCUUCGGCCGCGGCAGCUACGGGUCCGCCCGCGAAGAUGGCGAAGUCGUCAAUCGCCAAGGGCAAGACGACCCCCGCAACCGCUGCCGACAAGUAA
Messenger RNA from Spodoptera litura, 1908 nucleotides. Its product is annotated as histone H2B-like. The record is from RefSeq and is a predicted model, not a curated record. Gene Ontology annotation, molecular function: DNA binding; protein heterodimerization activity; structural constituent of chromatin. Gene Ontology annotation, cellular component: nucleosome. Gene Ontology annotation, biological process: nucleosome assembly. NCBI's taxonomy places the organism in Eukaryota, Metazoa, Arthropoda, Insecta, Lepidoptera, Noctuidae.